UCAUGGGGGCAGUACUGCCACAGGCUACAAUCUGUUUGUGUAGUAGCUGUAAUGUAAACAGUGUUCAGGUGCUAGCUAACGGCUGUUAACAUUAUAGUUAACUUUGAUACUGUCGCCGCUGAAUCGCACACAGUUAUGGCUUCACGAUAGAUUCCUCGAGCUGACGCCGUCUCCCGCUACCUCUUGUUCUAACCCUCGUUAGACUGCAUAUGAUUCAUAUGCUGUAACCAUGACCAAAGACAUCGUUGUUGGAGAUGAAUUACCAGAAUGGGUGGGGGCCAAGGAGUUUUACCAGAAAUACGACCCUAAAGAGGUGAUUGGCAGGGGUGUGAGCAGUGUGGUGCGCAGGUGUGUGCACAGACACAGGGGUCAGGAGCUGGCAGUGAAGAUUAUUGAGAUCACAGCGGAGAAGAUGACAGCCCAGCAGCUGGAGGAGGUGAAAACCUCUACGCUGAAGGAGAUCCAGGUCCUCAACAUGGUGAAAGGACACUCCUCCAUCAUCACUCUCAUUGAUUCCUAUGAGUCCACAACCUUCAUAUUUUUGGUGUUUGACCUCAUGAGGCGAGGAGAGCUUUUUGACUACCUCACAGAAAAAGUGACUUUGAGUGAGAAAGAAACCAGGAGCAUGAUGCGAGCUCUGCUGGAGGCCGUGCAGUACCUCCACUCCCUAAACAUCGUCCACCGGGACUUAAAACCUGAGAACAUUCUCCUGGAUAAUCAGGGCCACAUCAAACUGUCCGACUUUGGUUUCUCAGUGCAGCUACAACCUGGAGAGAAGCUUAGAGAGCUUUGUGGGACACCUGGUUAUUUGGCACCUGAAAUACUGAAAUGUUCCAUGGAUGAAAUGCACACAGGCUAUGGCCAAGAGGUCGAUCUCUGGGCGUGUGGCGUGAUCCUUUUCACCUUACUGGCCGGCUCACCGCCGUUCUGGCAUCGCAAGCAGAUGCUGAUGCUGAGGAUGAUCAUGGAGGGUCGCUAUCAGUUCAGCUCACCAGAGUGGGACGACAGGUCUGACACUGUGAAAGAUCUGAUUUCCAGGCUGCUGGUGGUGGACCCAGCUGUUCGUCUCACUGCUGAGCAAGCUUUGGCACACCCCUUCUUCAGACAGUAUCAGAAGGAGGACGUGCGACUCUUUAGUCCCAGGAAGACAUUUAGGGUGCUGAUAGUCACUGUGCUGGCCUGUAUCAGGAUGUACAGCCGUUACCGCAGGGCUCGGCCGCUGACUCGGGAGGUGCUGGCCAGAGAUCCUUACUCCCUUCGCGGUAUUCGCAAACUCAUCGAUGGCUGCGCCUUUCGCAUCUACGGGCACUGGGUGAAGAAAGGGGAGCAGCAGAACCGAGCCGCUCUCUUUCAGAACACAGCUAAGGUCAUGCUGCUGGGCCUGGAGGACUUUGAAACAUAAAAGGUCAACCUCAUACAUAACCACGUUGAUUUUUAUUUAAACAUUUGCAUGUGCUGUCAUGUCAGUGUUUGCCUUGUUUAAUUUUAAGAUGAGAAAUUCAGGGGACCGAGACGUUUAAUGCGCACCGUGGUUCUGCAAGUUGAAGAUAAGCAUGCACAUCUUAUCUGCCCUUUUGAUCCAAGUUUGUGGCUGUUUGAAACUCUUGUCAGGGCAUCAUGUUUGCAUUGCCACUCUGCAUUAGAGGGCACAUUGCACAAUAUAACACAUCACAUAUAAGCACAUUAUGUGUAUUUAGGAUUUUUCCUGUUGAUCAUCAGUUAUAACUGAGGAGAGGAUGCGUUUUGAAGCACUGUGUGGCUGAAGUGGACAUGAAAGCACUCUUAUUAAUUAUUAAAUAGAUAAUUAUAUACACAUAAUGUAACAAGGUUCACAUUUACAGAUAUGCCAGUGUUACAAAUCAGUACCAGAAAAUAUGUGAAACAUUCAAGUACGGUAUUUGGACCGUCCUGUAGCUGUUAGCAUGCAGGCGUUACUCAAUAGGAAACCCACUCAAACUAACUGUGAAGACUAUUUUGUGAGUGUAUUUCCUAUAAAAACUAACCAACACCAUUUCCUUCUCAGUUCAUUCUUUAGUUUAAUAUGUAGCACUUUUCCUGAAAGUGCCUCCUUGCAGUAAUUGUACAAAUGCAGAUAUAAAUGUACUGUAUAUGAAGAAAAAAGGUUUCAUUGACAAUAAAACUGUAUAACAUUGA
Perca fluviatilis (European perch) is the source of this 2154-nucleotide messenger RNA. It is a transcript of the gene phkg2, whose product is annotated as phosphorylase kinase, gamma 2 (testis). Gene Ontology annotation, biological process: protein phosphorylation; glycogen biosynthetic process. NCBI's taxonomy places the organism in Eukaryota, Metazoa, Chordata, Actinopteri, Perciformes, Percidae. The transcript is spliced from 10 exons. Gene Ontology annotation, molecular function: calmodulin binding; phosphorylase kinase activity; ATP binding. The record is from RefSeq and is a predicted model, not a curated record. The coding region runs from base 230 to 1402 and encodes 390 amino acids. Gene Ontology annotation, cellular component: phosphorylase kinase complex.